Oreochromis niloticus (Nile tilapia) is the source of this 2317-nucleotide messenger RNA. RefSeq names its product guanine nucleotide binding protein (G protein), gamma 12b (gene gng12b). Gene Ontology annotation, molecular function: G-protein beta-subunit binding. Gene Ontology annotation, biological process: G protein-coupled receptor signaling pathway. Gene Ontology annotation, cellular component: heterotrimeric G-protein complex. The record is from RefSeq and is a predicted model, not a curated record. Lineage: Eukaryota; Metazoa; Chordata; Actinopteri; Cichliformes; Cichlidae. The transcript has 4 exons. The coding region runs from base 367 to 585 and encodes 72 amino acids.
ACAUUAGGAAACGGCGUGUAGUCCUGCCCAGCAGCAGCCAACAGCAGAUGACUGAGCGCGUCUCCCGUCACUGCGCUUUCACCUCCACGCGGCUGAAUGUUUGUUUAAUCCGAGCUGAAACUUUUCAGUCGACAUUUUUAUCGAGUUGCGGGAGCUUCGUGUGGGAUUAUUUCAUGGCUCGACUUUGAAACCACCCCCCCAAAACAAACAAACAAAACAACCACAACAUAAACAAAACAAAGGAACAAACCCGUUUUUGGAUCCGAGAGGCCAGAUUUAUGCUGCCCACUCAGACAGAAACACCAAAUACAUGCUCUCUGAGAACAUUUCGCAUACAGGUUUAAGCACAGCUGUCUAAAAACUGCAAUGUCAUCAAAAAUGCAGAGCUCCAGUAGCAUAGUUCAGGCCAGACGGACGGUGCAGCAGCUGAGGAUAGAAGCCAGCAUCGAGAGGAUAAAGGUGUCCAAGGCUUCAUCGGAGCUGAUGCGCUACUGUGGAGAGCACGCCAAGAAUGACCCGCUGCUAAUGGGUAUCCCUGCUUCAGAAAACCCUUUCAAGGACAAGAAGCCUUGCACAGUUUUGUAGGGAAACACCUGAACUCUUGCUUUUGAUGCUGAAUCCUAUGUGUAAAAGCUCUGCUCACAACUUGCCUUAAGGCCAGUAUACUCCUUAACUUUUUCACAUGCCUGCUUGAGUUUGAUAAGGAAUGUAGUCCUCUCUGUCUUUUAGUCAAAUAGCUGUGACACCAAAGAACGGGCAGAAGGCUGUUGCCUCUGAUCAAAGCUGCGGCUCUAACAAAGAUGAUUAAAAGUGGUGGCUUUUGUUUGUCUGCACUGUAAUCUGACAGGAUCUGGAAGGCCACAGACCUCAGCCUGAAAGGAGCUGAGAGUUGGGAGAGUUGAUGACUGUAAUUAUGACAGCACGUAUAAACAAGCCCCCUUCAAGUCAUUGGUCCAAUCAGAUUUAGGCUUUGGGUUUUCACUUCUUGCUUUCAUCAGGCUUUCAUCAGGAAACGGUUUGUAUUCUGUUCAGAAAGAGACAAUUAACAAGAUAAUGAUAUCCUGUCAGAUGAGUUAACUGUCCAAACUCUAAUGGACCUGCUUUUCCAGGAUAAACAGAAAGGGAGGUCCAUAACCACUGAUGUACUUUUUAUUGUCACGUAUUUUGACUCAGAAGAAAUGGUCUAAAAUCAUCAAAGGAGACCCAUUAUGAUCAUUUCCAGCUCCGCAUUUUAUCCUUAGACUCUACUACAGUAGUUUUAUAUGAUUUUACAAUUUAAAAUAUUCCUUAGUUUUUGUGCAUGCUAUUAUACUUCUUAUUCCCCUCCUCUUAUGCCACGUUUAAUCUGAUUGGCUGCCUCUCACAAGUAGGGGGGGCUUCUGCACCAUAGUCCAAAUUGACUCAGCAAAUUGACUGCCCCCAUCUUGGGGGGACUACCAGACAGGGGCAAGGGGGACUGCCUGAAGCUGGGCUUAAAGCAGUCUGAAGGCUGAGCUCUUAGAUCAUAGGGAUUACUUGAUCAUAUGUGUCUCUUAUAUCUAACCCUUUAUAACCUUUCCAGAGAUGCAAAGAGUUUUGUUCAAAUGUUAUUCAGAUUUUGAUUUUUUAGAUAUUUAAAAAAAUGAUGUGGUGCACUUGUACAGAGCAGUGCCAAUAUUUCAGGAUGAAUCGAUGCUUAAUUUUGCUGUAAUCUAGCUGUUUUUGCAACUUUGGUUGUAUUCAGCGGAAAGCGAUAAAAGAACACGAACAUGAUAUCUGUAAGUCUUACCAUGGAAGUACUUGGAGGAUGACACUCUUAGAUGAAGUAAACCUUAACCUUGCCAUGAAGCCAUUACUGUAGAAGAAAAAUAUUUACAGUAAUCAGUACCAUCUCAUCAGAUCUAGUUUCGCUGCUUCUGUCUGCAGACCUGAGGCUUCUUGUUUGUACACUUCAGGCACUGUGAAACCGAUGAACACCAAAUGACUGUUAUGAGUUUGAAACAUUUCAUGUUUACAGCUCAAACUUCCUUUGAUUAUAUCAUGUUGACAUAGCUGUAACUUUAUGUCAUUUGUGAGCUAUACUCUUGCAAAAACAUGAGCAACUACUUUUGUAAUUUUACCAGACAGGGCCUUAAUAAUGAAGUUAAUCCUACUUUAACCUCUUGACUACCUUUAAGUCACAUAAGUGCUGUUGUCUAAAACUGUGAAUUAUAAGAUUCUUUAGGUGAAUUAAGAGAUAUAUGGGGUAUAUCUUACUAAAGGCUUGUAACACUGUGCCCAUGUACCAGAGUAUGUGCUGACUUGUAAAUGUUCUUUUCAGGUUUCAGUCAAACCUUAA